Messenger RNA from Daldinia loculata, 4016 nucleotides. RefSeq names its product potassium/sodium eff. Gene Ontology annotation, biological process: intracellular calcium ion homeostasis; calcium ion transmembrane transport. The transcript has 3 exons. Bases 466 to 3654 code for a protein of 1062 amino acids. The record is from RefSeq and is a predicted model, not a curated record. Gene Ontology annotation, molecular function: P-type calcium transporter activity; ATP hydrolysis activity; ATP binding. Lineage: Eukaryota; Fungi; Ascomycota; Sordariomycetes; Xylariales; Hypoxylaceae. Gene Ontology annotation, cellular component: plasma membrane.
AACCCCCCCCCUAUCAUCUCCUAUCAUUCGCCUGAUCUCUUAAUUACUACGCUUUAUCAGUAAAGCGUUCAUAGACGUACUAAUUCAUAUUCGUUGCUACCAAUUACAUUAAGUAUCUUCUAACCUAUCUGCCUAGUUAUUAGAUAUUUUCAUAGUUUCGUAAACUGCUACUCCGCAGCACUUGCUUGGCGUCCAAUCGUCAGUAAUCCUCUCCAUUGGUAAGGCCCAAUCAGCGCCUCCGACACGCAUACUAUGCGCAAUUCGCCUCACUCGCGUCGAGAUGAGCCCUUGGCGGACGCUGGGCGCCGGACUACAUAGUAAUGGAUGAGCUCGGCAGGGUUAGUAGGUCGUACUAUAUCUAUCCUCGUCCUACCCACGAUCUGGUUUCGGCCGCAAUUUCUCAGAUCCCUUUUGUGGAUUAUCUCGUUUAGACUGUCAUACUAGCUACUAACCGACAACACGUGAAUGGGUGUAGAAGACCAACCUGCUGUCGAAGAGUCGACUGAGCCCCCUAUAUGCGGCCAUAUCAAUGCCACGCCAGAAACUUCGCUCGGUCGCAGGAACCAGGAAGCUGUGCUUCCAGACCAAAAGUCUCGGGAAAAGACAGUUUCUUCUCCCGUUGAAGAGAACCAUCUCGAGCCCCAUACGUUAGCGAUUAAGGAUCUAGAACAACUUCUCGAAACCGAUGUUGAGAAUGGCCUCGAGUGCGGUGAAGCAGCUCGUCGCCUGGAGCGCUUUGGGCCGAAUAAGAUGGAGGGCGCUCAAGGGCUAUCCGUGUGGAAGAUUCUCUUGAGGCAGAUAUCUAACAGCUUGACGAUGGUUCUCAUUCUUGUUAUGGCUCUCUCAUUUGCCAUCAACGAUUUCAUCGAAGGCGGCGUUAUUGCUGCUGUUAUCUCACUUAAUAUCAUCGUGGGAUUUAUCCAGGAUUAUCGUGCCGAACAGACUAUCCAGUCGCUCUACGCGUUAUCCGCGCCGACAUGCAAGGUUAUCCGCUCGGGACAGAUCACAACGAUCAAGGCCGAAUUGCUUGUUAGAGGCGAUGUUGUAUUACUCAAUGUUGGCGACAUUGUCCCAGCAGAUAUCCGAUUUGUCGACGGACUUAACUUAUCUGCCGAUGAGGCGUUACUAACAGGGGAGUCUCUACCGAUCAGCAAGCAUCCAGAAGUUGUCCUAGACGAUGUUGACGUUCCUCUUGGUGACCGCGUGAACAUGUUAUAUUGCGCCAGCACUAUCACGCGCGGUCGAGGAAAAGGCAUCGUAGCUGCUACUGGAAUGGAAACUGAAGUGGGAAAGAUUGCUCAGUUACUCCGAGCUAACCCCAGUUCGAGUGGUAACAUAUCCAGAUUAAAUGCUUUUUGGAAACGCGCAAAGGCCAGCGGGCGCAGCAUCCUAGGACUCGACGGCACGCCUCUUCAGGUUAAGCUGAGCAAGUUUGCCUUGCUCCUUUUUGCCCUAGCAGUCUUACUCGCCGUCAUCGUCUUUUCGGCUAGCGUCUGGAAUAUUGAUGACGAGGUUCUCAUCUACGGUAUCUGUGUUGGUGUUGCUGUUAUUCCAGAAUCUCUUAUUGCCGUGUUGACUAUCAGUAUGGCUGUCGGAACGAAGGCGAUGGCUAAGGGCAACGUGAUUGUGAGAAAACUUGCCGCCCUAGAGGCUGUUGGGGGAGUGACCAACAUUUGUUCCGACAAGACAGGCACUUUGACUCAAGGCAAGAUGAUUACUAGAAAGAUCUGGCUCUGCGAUGGGUCUACUGCUACCGUUGAAGCCUGUACUCAUCCUUUCGAUCCGUCCAGCGGAAGGGUCACUUGGAAUAGCCAGGAGUUAGAGCCGCAAGAUGAGCCCAAAUCCACAUCUCACUUGUCCGCUGCCGCGAAAAGGUUUAUGGAAUGCAUCUCCUUAUGUAACAAUUCCACCGUUACGGAUGGUAAGCCGGCGCCUAACGACGACGCAGCUGAAACCCUAACUACCUCGACCCUUACAGUACCGAAUUGGGUUGCGGUUGGCGAGCCUACUGAGAUCGCUCUCCAGGUCUUCGCUAUGCGAUUUGGUAUGGGCAAAUCCACCGUUUGUCAGGCAGAUGACAUGCACAUACUCUCAGAGCAUCCAUUCGACUCUUCCUGCAAACGUAUGACUGUCAUAUACUCAUCAACCAGCUCUAGCUCAGCGGAUGUAUAUACUAAAGGGGCAUUAGAAGUAAUGUUGCCAUUGUUAGACGCACCCGAUGCUGUUAAGGCUGAGUUAACCACCAAAGCUGAAUCGCUUGCUGCCGAAGGCCUUAGAGUCCUCUGCAUUGCCCACAAGGUCGUUAAAAGUAUCGCCGACGUUGGAGAUUCGCGCGAAGCUGCCGAAAACCAGUUAGUACCUUUGGGACUUGCCGGCCUCUACGACCCUCCCCGCUCAGAAACUGCGGAUGCGGUUAGGAAAUGCAAGGUCGCCGGAAUAUCUGUUCACAUGCUUACCGGGGAUCAUAUCAAAACGGCGACGGCUAUUGCAUACGAAGUAGGAAUUCUCACUAGCGAUAAUCAUAUCGCUGGCCUAUCUGACACUAUCAUGCCUGCUACUACUUUCGACGCCUUAACCGACGACCAGAUUGACCAGCUAGAGAAACUCCCGGUAGUACUCGCACGCUGUACUCCGUCGACAAAGGUACGCAUGGUUGAGGCGAUACAUCGUCGUGGCGCAUUUUGUGCCAUGACUGGCGACGGGGUCAAUGACUCGCCUGCUUUGAAAAAGGCAGAUGUUGGUAUUGCCAUGGGGUUAAACGGUAGCGAUGUGGCCAAAGAGGCUGCAGACAUGGUUCUCACUGAUGAUAAUUUUGCCUCAAUUGUUACGGCCGUCGAAGAAGGCAGACGCCUAUUUGACAAUAUCCAGAAGUUUCUACUACACCUGCUGGUCUCCAACAUUGCCCAGGUUGUCCUAUUACUUAUUGGUCUCGCAUUCAAAGACCAGAAUAAUAAAUCGGUCUUCCCACUAUCCCCUAUCGAGAUCCUAUGGGCCAAUUUGAUCACGUCGUCCUUCUUGGCCCUUGGCCUAGGUCUCGAGGAAGCUCAACCAGACAUUAUGCUGAAGCCACCGCAUGACCACCGCAUUGGUAUAUUCACAAAAGAGAUCAUUAUCGACAAGAUGGUAUAUGGUUUCUUUAUGGGCUCGCUAUGCAUUGCAGCUUUUACCACCGUCAUCUACACCCCCAUUGAGGCCAGUUAUUCCAAGCUGCCGCACUCCGGAGCGCUAGGCUUCGAUUGCAAUGCAGAAUACAAUUCCACGUGCUAUUACGUUUACAGAGCCCGCGCUACAACCUUUGCGACCCUUAGUUUUCUACUGCUCGUUACAGCUUGGGAAGUCAAGCAUUUCACCCGCUCGCUGUUUAAUAUGUAUCCUGAGUCCUACACUGGCCCCUCUUCGAUCUUUAAGACAGUCUGGGGGAAUAAGUUCCUCUUCGGAGCCGUUCUUGCCGGUUUCAUUAUCACUUUUCCUGUUAUAUACCUACCAGUCAUCGACAAGAGGGUAUUCAAACACCAAGGCAUUGGCAUAGAGUGGGCCAUCGUGGCAGCAUGUGUUGUAGUGUACGUCGUUCUAGUAGAAGGAUGGAAGGCGGGGAAACGGCGUUUUCAUAAGGGGAUUAUCGCCCAUGCCGAAUCUGCCGGGAUGGGGGUGUAGAUCAGUACAUACCGACUGGUCAAUGGGCUUUAAGAGUUUUGGUAUACCUGUGCCAGGCCGGUCAAACUAUAUCUGAUAAUCCAGAUGCUCCGAGGAGCCAAAGGAAGCGUAGGUACACAGUUUUAUUAUUUGUCUGCCAUCCAGUCAUUACAGUUAGGCUUUGUAUAUAGGAACAUACCUAUAUGGUGCCUCCAAAGCACAGCCAAGCAUACGUUCUUUCAUAAGUAAGCAACGGAAGCCAUAUUUUAAAUGUUAAUGGGUUCUCAUCAACAGCAGUUGAUGUAAAAGGGGAAAUCAUCAAGUUAUUAUCAUUUAUAUAAAUAAACAAUCGUUAUCACAAUAAUGCCAACUAGUUUCAUUUG